AGUCCGAUCUUUACACCUGUUUGUCGUACAAUUUUAGAAUGUAAGCCGGGAGUCAUUUGUAUGUUUAUGAAAAAACGAAAUCGUAUAAUUUGCUGUGCAUAUUUAGCAACUCGAAAUUCAUUAGUCUGAAAACCGCCAAAUUCAUGCGCUUCCAGAGCUAAAACCCCUAAAACACCAUUCAAUUUCGUUUGCAAAUAACGGUUAGGGAGUUCCAAUGGCGGGUGACGCAAAACCUUCAAAGAAAAUUCCAAAGGUAAUUCAACUCACAGACGAAAAAAAAAUGCCCGCGCCUGUUAAUCCAACUCCUCAGAAGGCCAUGCCAGGAAUUCAGAGUUUUAAGCUCAUAGGCUCCAUCAAAGAAAAGGGUUUCGCCGACGAAAGCAAAGCGAAAAUUACGUUUCCAGAGCCAAGAGUCACGCCAUUUCCCAAAGCUCGUCAUCGUUCAGAAGGCCCGCACUGGGCACCUAUUAACUCUGAACCAGAGGAGAUGGUUGAAGACACUAAGGAUGCAGAGGAUUCAGGUGUGGAAUCUCUUGCUGCUCAUGCACGUCCCCUAGAGAGGAAAAUGAAAAAAACUAUAGAUUUUAGUAAUUGGAAAGAAAAGCUUAAAAUGGAGAAGUGUCCAAGUAAGAAAUUGACUGAAAGUAAGAAAAUGGGUAAACCUACCAUGAUAACCUCUAUUGAUGAAGGGAAAGAACAAGAAAUUCCUCAAGCUCUGAAUGAAAUCAAGGAUGUGAAAGCUCUCUCUGCUCAACCGAGCUCAGAAUCUUCAGCAGUGAAAUUGACUGCUGAUAAGCAAAUGAAGGGAGAAUUAUCAGCAGGAAUUACAGGGGAACCAGGUGAGCUGGUUCAAAUCUCUAAAGAAGAAAAUGCCAUUGAAGAUACGGGCUUUUCAGCUUCUAUGCAGAGUGAUGAUACUAUUGCUAGAAAUAUCGAUAGUGUACAGAUUAAGGCAAAAUUUGACACAACAAAAGAAAUAAUUAAAGGUCAUGCGGAGAAGGCUUAUGCUUACAGGACCGAAAGGGAAGGCCUGAAGCCUCAGGUUGAUAUUGAAGAAAUAGAUGCAGGGAAUCGUGCAGCUUUACAAGCAAUGUCAGCAAAUGAGAUUGAAGAAGCACAGAAUGAAUUAAUUGGUAAGCUGCGCCCUGAAAUAGCAGAAAUGCUCAGAAAGCGUGGUGCAGAAAAAAUCAAAAAGGGCAAUAAAGGAGCAACCGAAUUGAGUAUGGAUAAGAAAUCUGGCACAGAAGAUGGGAAAAUAGACUUGAAUAACAACCAAAAUGAUGUUUUUAUCUCAGAAAAAUCACAUAAGAAAGAAGGCUUUUCAACAACAAAAAACAAAUCAAAUGAGUUUGGUAAGAGAUCCUCAGCUGAUUCAGUGAAUGAUGAGUGGAAGGCUUGGAGUGAUAGAGUUGAGUCUGUGAGGACCCUGAGGUUCUCUUUGGAUGGGAACAUUGUGUCAGUAGAAGAGACUGCAAUAGAGACCACAAGCUUUUCUCAAAAUGCAGGUAACAAUUCAGAUAUCUGUCAUUUUGGUGUGCAUAAUGUGGCAGAGAGGGAUAUCUUACGGACAGAAGGUGAUCCUGCCAGUGCAGGCUACACAAUUAAGGAAGCAAUAUCACUUGUUCGAAGCACGGUCCCAGGGCAGAGGGCUAUUGCACUGAACUUAAUUGCUGCUGUGCUUGACAAAGCUCUGGUUAACCUACAUGUAAAUGAAGGGGACAGUAUUGCUAGGUUGGAAAUGUCUGCUAGGAACAAAUCAGUUGAUUGGCAAGCUGUUUGGGCAUAUGCAAUUGGUCCAGAGCCAGAACUUAUCUUGACACUAAGGAUGGCACUAGAUGAUUCCCACAGCACUGUAGUUGUUGCAUGUGCAAAAGUGUUACAGCGCUUGCUAAGCUACUCAGAAAAUGAGAGCUAUUUUAACCUGCUUGAGAUGUCUUGGCCAGGUGAGAAAUCAACCUUUGUUGCUCCUAUAUUUAGGAAGCAAUCAAAACUGCAGGAUGGUUUUCUUGGAGGUGGAUUUUGGAAGUACAGUGCAAAACCUUCAAAUAUGUUUCCCUUCUCAAAUAAAAAUGAUGAGGAGGAUGUUGUGGAAGAAGCUACAAUUGGAGAUGACACUAGUGUUGCUGGUCAAGAUGUUGCAGCAGGCUUGAUAAGAAUGGGAGUACUGCCUAGGAUCCGUUAUAUUUUGGAGGUGGAUCAGCUAGCUGCAGCAGAAGAAUCUUUACUAUCUGUUGUCAUUUCUCUUGCAAGACAUUCCCCCCCUGCAGUUGGUGCUGUCACGAAAUGUCCAAGGCUUAUUGAUACCAUAAUUCAACGUUAUAUAAAUCAACAAGCAGACAUAAGGGUUGAUCUUAUUCAAGUAAAAGCAGUACAUUUUCUUAAGGUAUUAUGUGAAGCGAAUAAGUCAAAUUGUAUAGAUCUUAUAGCAUCUGGAGUUUUUCAAUCUGCUGUAAGGCAUUUGUUUUUCCAUCAUAAUCUUGAUGAUUGGUUAAUUAUGGGUGAAGAAUCUUUCAGAUCUACUUGUGCUAUACUAGUUGAGGAACUUCGCCUGUGGAACGUGUGCAUCAAGUAUGGACUAUGUGUUUCAUGUUUUUCUGAUUUUUAUCCAGCACUCUGCUUUUGGCUAAGCCCCCCAUCAUUCAAUAUAAUUAUAGAGAAAAACAUAGUCAGUGAAUUUCUAAGUUUGGCAAGGGAAUCAUUUAUUGUUUUAGAGGCCCUGUCAAGGACUCUACCAAAUCUCCAUUCUUUUGAGCAUGGAGAAGAUAGAGCUGAUGUCACAGCCUAUGAAAAUUGGUCCUGGAGUCGAGCAGUUCCAAUGGUUGAGGUUGCUCUUAAAUGGUUGAAUUUCAGAGAAAAUACCUUUCUUUCCACAGUAUGCAAGUCAGAUAAAUAUGUCAUGAAAUCUGCUGAGCAUGAUUCUUACAGAAUAGGCUCACUUGGGGUGAUUUCAGCUGUGCUGCAUCUGCUUUCAUGUAUUAUAGAAAAGAUUGUACCAGCAGAAGGUGCAUGUCAUCAUUCAAGUUACAAAGAAGAGCCUUCUCACAAAUGGCUACCUGUGUUUUUUCCACAAGUUUGUCUGGAAAUAAUUAAAAGUGGGUUGCUGUAUUUCCCAGAAAUUAAAUUAGAGCAAACUAUACCAUCUAAAAUGGAAGUUCCUUCUCUACUCAAAUACUUGUGCCAUCUAAGAGAAGAAACUGACCAUGAUACAUCAUUGUUGGCUGUGAGUUGCAUUCAUGGUCUAAUUCGACUUAUUACUUCAGUUGACAAAGCCAUAAACAUUGCACAAAUUGAGGAUCCUGGCAGCAAAUGCAUGGAUAAGGAUAUAUCUAAGUGUCAUAAAAUACUUAAAUUGGGUAUAGCACUAUCAUGUCAAGAUGAGCUGAAAUAUACAUUGAAUAUGUUUAUGGAUCUUGUGACCUCGGAGUGGCAUUACAUCCAAUGCAGUGAAGUACAAGGUAGAGGAGGUCCUGCUCCUGGUAUAGGAAUAGGAUGGGGUGCUACCAAUGGAGGAUGGUGGUCAAGAAAAGCUCUUGUAGCUCAAGCAGAUGCUAGAUUAACUGUUAGCUUACUUGAUUUAUUCCCAAGUACUCUGUCAGAAUGUGUACAGAGUGAGAGGACUGUUAAAAAAAUUAAUGCUGUUUUAGGCAUUGUACUGAUUACAGGGCCCAAAGAUAUGCUUUAUAUGGAGAAAACAUUGAAUAUAUUACUUAGUGUUCCAGUUAUGGAGUUUCUUAGUACUUUUGUAAAUAAAGUAUUAAAGGAAAAAACAAUUAAAAAUACAAGUGCAAAUGUCACAGAGUUUUGCAAAACAGAUUUUGAAACCUUUAGCAAAGUGUUACUUGUACAUUUUAGAAAUCAAUGGUUAAUGACAAAGAGAAAAAAAUCAAGCAGAGAGACACAAAUAGAACCUAAAACAUCUACUGGCAUUAGAAAUUCACAUAAAAAAUCUCUUCUUGGUACAAUAUGCGAAGAAAGUGCAGAACUGGGAAGCAUCACUUCAAAUGAAAACAUGUCUUUGGGAAUAGAAUGGGCCCACCAGAGAUUGCCAGUUCCAGUGCAGUGGCUAUUGAGUCCAUUAUCAAUGACUAUUGACAACUCUGAUGAUGCACUCCUUGAUGAUAUUAUAGCAAAAGAAAAAGUCUUUAACAACGUCAGAAGUGGACUUUUCUUUCUUAUUGGCUUGGAAGCUAUGUACUCUUGCAAUAGAUUGAUGUUCUCUUUGGUUUCAUGCAUACCUUUGGUUAGAAAAAUACAUGCAUUAUCAAUGGUGUUCAUUCUUGGCGGGGAUGUGUUCUUAGAAGCUUCAGUUAAUGAUUUACUUGCAACAUUGCAACAGUUGUAUGGUGAAGCUCUUGAUGAAGAUGGUGGAACAAAUAACAUGAAAGAGGUUCAGCAGAGCACAAAAGAAAGGCUACUAAUUGACAAGGAGUACACACAUCAUAUGGUAGAUCAAAAGGAUUCAGGAAGAUCUAUAGAAAGUGUUACUUCUUAUUCUCUCAACUUUCAAAGGGACAUUGAUGAUAGCUAUCAAACAUUUAUGGAAACAUUCAUUGAACAUUUUGGUGCCACAUCUUAUGGUGAUGUGGUAUUUGGGCGUCAGGUGGCCAUAUACUUACGCAGGGAUGUUGAAUCUACAAUUAGGCUUACAACAUGGAAUGCAUUAGCCAGUGGUAAUAUUUUAGAGCUCUUACCUACACUGGAGGAUUGCUGUGGUCAUCCCAAAGGAUAUCUCUCUCCUCCUGAGGAGCAUGAGAAGAUAAUUGAAGCAUAUGUGUUUUCAUGGGUUUCUGGUAAUCUUGAUAAAGCUGCAGCUCGUAUGGCCGUUACAUUCUCUUUGGCUUUGCAUCAUAUUGCAGCUUUUAUUUUCUCAGAAAUUAAUAAAGAUGAAAAGCUAUUAUUAAGGAAAAAGCUAGCCAGAAGUCUCAUACUUGGUUCUUCUCGAAAGCCACACCAUCAGGCAAGAUUGCUGCAUUUGAUUCAGUAUGAUUUCUCCAAUCAUUUCCAAGAAUAUGGUAAUCUUAAAAAUGAGUCAUCUGUGAGCAUGGAGGAGACAACAAGGAGGUCCAAACUGCUGUCAGAAGCAUGUGAAGGAGAUCCAUUGCUUUUGGCUGAAGUACAAAAAUUACAAGCAGCUGCACUAGCAAAAUGAAUGUGAACCCUUGGGAUGUAACUUUUGCGAAUGACAUCACAGCUUUGUGAAAUUUAUCUUUAUGAGAUCUAUUUUGGCAAAUUUAUGGGAAUAUAGAGUUCAAAAUGCGAGACAUCCUACAAAUGGAAAAUGCUCUAACAGCA
Cryptomeria japonica (Japanese cedar) is the source of this 5292-nucleotide messenger RNA. RefSeq names its product transcriptional elongation regulator MINIYO. Lineage: Eukaryota; Viridiplantae; Streptophyta; Pinopsida; Cupressales; Cupressaceae. The coding region runs from base 215 to 5149 and encodes 1644 amino acids. The transcript has 10 exons. The record is from RefSeq and is a predicted model, not a curated record.